This is a messenger RNA of Lethenteron reissneri (Far Eastern brook lamprey), 1710 nucleotides long. Its product is annotated as cytochrome b-c1 complex subunit Rieske, mitochondrial. Gene Ontology annotation, molecular function: quinol-cytochrome-c reductase activity; 2 iron, 2 sulfur cluster binding. Gene Ontology annotation, cellular component: membrane. The record is from RefSeq and is a predicted model, not a curated record. NCBI's taxonomy places the organism in Eukaryota, Metazoa, Chordata, Hyperoartia, Petromyzontiformes, Petromyzontidae.
CUCGCCCCGCGUCCUUCCUCCACCGUGACCCGGGCGCCCCCCACAGAAGCCUUCUCCGCCGCCGCAGCCAUGAUCGGCCUCGUGUCGCGCCUCAACGCCCUCGGGCCCUACGCCUCCGCCUCGUCCAGCGUCGUGGCCUCGCAGCUGAAGGCGCUGGUGGUGCUGCCGAGCCAGGCGGCCGAGAGGGUGGUCGCGGACGCGGCGAGGGAGCGCCUCACCGCCGCUGCGCUCCGGCAGCUGCUGCCCCGGACAGCCGCCAUCGCAGCCUCCUCGAGCCCCGUCGCAACCAGCAGCGUACGUUUCGCGCAUACCGAUGUCAGUGUCCCGGACUACAGUGCGUACAGACGGUCAGAUGUACAAGACAGCAACAAGUCCUCAAAGGACAGCUAUGAAUCCCGCAAGGCGUUCAGCUACCUGGUAACGGGCGCCGCGGCCGUGGCGAGCCUGUACGUUGCCAAGGCGGCAGUUGUUAAGGGCGUGGCCACGCUCAGUGCCUCGGCCGACGUCAUGGCCAUGGCCAAGAUCGAAGUCAAGCUCAACAACAUUGGCGAGGGCCAGAACGUGACCCUCAAGUGGCGCGGGAAGCCCCUCUUCAUCCGCCACCGCACCGCAGAGGAGGUCAACGUCGAGCAGAAGGUGAACUUGGCCGAGCUGCGCCACCCCGAGCAUGACAAUGAACGUGCCAAGAAACCCGAGUGGCUCAUCGUGCUGGGUGUGUGCACGCACUUGGGCUGCGUACCCAUCCCCAACAUGGGCGAGUUCAAUGGCUACUACUGCCCGUGCCAUGGCUCCCACUACGACAACUCGGGGCGCAUCCGCAAGGGGCCUGCGCCGCUGAACCUCGAGGUGCCCUACUACGAGUUCCUCGACGAAGACACCGUCGUGGUCGGAUAAGCCCUUCAGGGGAAUGGCAGGAUGGGGGGAGGAGGCGCUGUAGUACAUGUGCGAUGUGUCAGAGGCAAAUUAAAUACCACUCCCGAGGGUGCAGGCUUGUUCAUUUUACCUUGAAUGCUCAAUUGAAGAAUUCUAUUGCUGCUGCUGUAUUUUGCCGUGAGGUUUCUGGUGUUUUAUUUGCCUUCUGUUAUUCUGAUAAGUGUACGAGAAUUCGGGGGUAGAGACCAGGGAAGCGCGCACUGUCGCUUCCACCAUUAAUCUCGUCACGUUGAUCCCAUGGAUAUGCAUGGCGUUGUUUGUGCCUAUGCACGUGAAUUCCAAGUACUGUAUAGUGUUGAGAUUUACUUCGUUUCCCUAAGCGGUGCUCUACCCCAGCAUUACCGCAAGUGGGCAGCACUAAACUCUUAUUAAUAAAAACCAUCACCUAGUACUGCUACUCAAACCCCAUAGUUAAUCUUUGGUCCUGCAAAAACAACUUCUCAUGGAAUGAGAUCCUAAUAUAUUGUAAGUGAUAGCCUGUGGUGAGUCACUUCAAUGCUACAAUAAAAAUGUACACAUGCGGAAGCCGUCUGGGUGUUUAGCUUUGACAGUGGGACACGUCAGACCUGUGACUCCCAUUAGAACCGUUUGCAAUCUCAUAGACCAUUGGGAUAGCUGUUUCAACAGCUACUGGCAGCGGAGGUGUUAUUUUUAAGGAACUCGUUGGCAGUGCUGCGUUUCAGCGCGUCUGCACAGCAGCUCUGUGGCAUGUACAGUUGUGACCGCUCUGCGUUUUGUUUUAGAAAUUUAAUAAAGGCUACACCCAAUGGCGCUGUC